UCUAGUAGAUAAGAUACACACAAUUGAUUUCUGCAACUUUCUUAAGAUUCAAAUUCAACCAGGAAAUGAUAUCUUUUUGGAUUUUGGAACAUAAAUCGUUAUCAUUACUUACAGUCGUGAGAUAAAGGUGAAAAAGUUCCUAUAAAAGGGAGAAACCCCUGACUAUUGGCAUCAGUCAUUCAUUGAACACAAUUCAAAAUGAAUCUAAGUUGGAUUGUUUUAGGGACUCUUGUUUCCCUUGUUGCAUCUGCCCCUGAGGGUAGAAAAAGUUCCGUGACCACGGAAUCAAUUGUUAAAGGAUAUGGAUAUCCUUUUGAAAAGUUCACCGUUCAAACAUCUGAUGGCUACAAAUUAGGCCUUCACCGAAUUCCCUAUUCACCCAAACAGAACGCAACUGGAGAAGAAGCACCAAAUACACGCCCAGUUGUUUUUCUAAUGCACGGUCUACUCAGUUCAUCCGCUGAUUGGGUUGUAAUUGGCCCUGAACACAAUGCCCUCGCUUUCGUUCUCUCCGAUGCUGGUUACGAUGUUUGGUUGGGCAAUGCUCGUGGAAACGUCUAUUCUAAAAAACACGUUCUGAAGAGCCCGCUGAUGAAGAGUUUCUGGAACUUUGAUUGGCAUGAAAUUGGCAUGUAUGACUUGCCAGCUAUGAUUGACCAAAUUCGCACUACGACCGGACAGGAAAAGAUCAUCUAUGUUGGCCACUCCCAAGGAAGCACUUCAUUCCUUGUAUUGAACUCAUUGAACCACGACUUCAAGUAUCGCAUCAAGUCUGCUCAUUUCUUGGCACCAUUGGUUUACACAUCACACUCCAAGUCUCCGCUUUUCCAAUUGGGUACGUUAAUGGGACUACCAAACUAUUCACCUUAUCUUACUGGCAGCAUGGAACUUUUACCAAAUACGAAAUUCUUAGAACUACUUGGUAAGGGAGUGUGUCAAAAAACAUCACCCGUUAUUCAAGUCUGUUCAAGUCCUUCCUACCUUCUUGGAGGCUUUGAUACUGAAAAUCUUAAUGUCGACAAAGUACCUGAUGUUAUUGCUGUGAAUCCAGCUGGAUCGUCUGUCAAUCAAGUCUACCAUUUCAUGCAGGUGAAGAACUCUGGAAAAUUCCGUCAAUUUGACUAUGGUAUAGCUCGUAAUUUGGUGAAAUAUAGCAGCGCCAAGCCACCACACUAUCCACUUGAUAAAAUCGAUGUUCCAAUCUAUUUGUACUCUGCUCAAAAUGAUUAUUUGGCUACAGAAGCUGAUACCGAGAGACUUAUUAAGGAACUGCCUGCAACAAGUUUAAAACAAACUUAUGUGGCUCCACACCCGAAAUGGAAUCAUUUUGACUUUUUGUGGGGACUGAAUGUUAAAGAACAAGUCUAUGAUACUCUUGUCGAGAACAUGGCUGAAAUUCAAUAAUGAGAAACAGUUUUAUAACUUUUCUAAUUAAAAUUGUUCGUUUUGUUACAAUAGUAAUAAAAUAAUAUACUGAUAGUGUAUUGAGCAUAAAUGAAAUGCAUUUGCAUUUUUUUGUUUUUAUUUUGUAGAAGUCUGUUUGUUGGUAAAAAGGCUAUAACGAAUGCUCAAAUCAAUCGACUCUUUUGGGCCUUGUGAUUUUGAUAUUUUAGAUUUGAGUAAGAGAAAAAUUAUCAAAGCUGCGCUGUGUUGUAAACUCCAAUUAUGUUGGAACUUUGAAAGGUGAUCUUGUUUUUCACAGAAACUUGCAUUAUAGAAGUGCAAACUAUUACAAAAGAAGCACAAACAAAUCUUUGUCAUUGAGAUAUUGUUCAAAGUAAGCCUAAAAAAGUAUUAAUUUGAUGACUCACUCUUGCAGAACGACAUGGUGUGUGCUGAAAAUACAGUAAAGAUAUCAGUUGUAUACGUUUCGAAGGCGUGGUAACAACACAUUUUCAAUAAAUUAUCAAAAAUAUCUAUAAAAUGUGGAAGAGAUCCAAAAACCAAAAACAUUUCAAUAUAAGGGCGUGGUUUGUGUGACUGUGCUUAUACUACUACUUUAUCUAUAAAAGUACUUUAUAUUAAUGAAUGUAUUGAAUGUAUAUUUCUCAUCAAAAUACAUAGUUACGAAAAUCUAAAUCAAGUGAUGUGGUUUUGCAGGCGAAUAAAGUUCAGUAGGUAUAGUCAAAAAAUGGCUGAGAUUUUAAAUUGAAGAAAUUGCUUUUGCAUUGAAAUUAAAAAAUAAAAUACUUGCUAUCUCUAUUGUGAAUUCGAAACGAUCCUUUUGUCUGUUUCCUUCGUACUCUUAUUGAGUCCGCUAAGCUACUUUUAUUUUUAUUGUAUCAAGAGUUACCACUUUUAAUGAUUUGAAAACGAAAAAUUAAAACGAUU
Molecule: messenger RNA, 2331 nt
Organism: Episyrphus balteatus (marmalade hoverfly)
Lineage: Eukaryota; Metazoa; Arthropoda; Insecta; Diptera; Syrphidae
Product: lipase 3-like
Exons: 3
Coding region: 199-1404 (401 amino acids)
Biological process (GO): lipid metabolic process
Molecular function (GO): hydrolase activity, acting on ester bonds
Source: RefSeq, a predicted model, not a curated record